AUGUUAUACUACAAGCAAGAUGAUAAGAAAGAGAAGUGUGAUAUUUGUGGAGAAAGUCGUCUGAGAAAGAAGGAAGAGAGACGUACUGAUUGGAAGCAUUGUCAUGUUGAACCACAAGCCCUUUAUGAAGCUGGUGGUGGGAAGCCGCAUGGAAAGUGGUCACUAUUUAAUGGUGCUGUGGAGGGUAAAGAAACUCUUAGGGAGGUGCAGGUCAAUCGCUCUUUGUCUUCAUCAAAGCGCCAACGAAUACAACAUGAUAAAAGGAUUGCUCAACAUAAUGAGUUAAUGAAAGCACAUGCACAAAGUAUGGUUGAUUGGGGGGAAUCUGUGCAGGCUACAGUGGAGAGUAACCCUGGUGGUGUGAACAAGUUUCUUAUGACCAUUGCGUCCCUUCAAGGAAUUCCAGGGCCUGAGAUUCCCUGCAUUACUAUACCCCCACCUCCAACUUUUCCAACUUUAACCACUUCGUCUCCAAUCUUUUCUCCAGAAAUGCCCUCCACUGGUGAAUCAGCUAAUGCUGCUGAACAUAUGGAUAAUACGUGGUGUGGAGCUGAAAAUGGAAUGUUUGGUGGCUUCUUUGAUGCAAAUGGUAAUGAUGCCAAUGGUGUACCUGUUGAAAAUUUCUCCCCGUCGUGUGACGAUCUACCUCCAUUUUGAGAUAUCUCUUGCGGUGGUGAAGGAAAUGGCAUAAACUUAUUGUGAUGAGUAACUGGAAGCCAAUGAUUGUUAUUAGGAUAUGCAUACGUACUUAAUUAAGUGCAACCUGACACUUAUGUUUUUGGCCAUGUAUAUCCUGAUGGUUGUGAUUUGUUGGGAUAUCAAUGACUUACAUGAUGCAUGGUGCAUUUGACAAUCCUAGUUAGAUGACAUUUUUUUAAGUGUAGGGUACUUUUGUAAGCUCCUGUAUGUUGUCAUUUAAAACGAUGAUGGUUGAAUAUAUAAUUUGUAUGGU
Hordeum vulgare subsp. vulgare (domesticated barley) is the source of this 952-nucleotide messenger RNA. RefSeq lists its product as uncharacterized. Bases 1 to 657 code for a protein of 218 amino acids. The transcript has 5 exons. Lineage: Eukaryota; Viridiplantae; Streptophyta; Magnoliopsida; Poales; Poaceae. The record is from RefSeq and is a predicted model, not a curated record.